AUGUCAACGAAGAAGGCCGAAGUUCUUCUGGGAAGCGACAACUACUUUCACUGGGAGUUCGCCAUGCGCAUGAAGCUGGCGAGGAAGGGACUGUUGGCUCAUGUGCAGACGGUGAAGCCGGAAGCAGAGAUGACAGAGGCGUGGCUGCUGAACGACAUGAAGGCGCUUGGUUUAAUCGCCCAGUGCGUGUUGUUGGAGCACCAGACGAAGAUUCGCUCGCCAGACGAAGAUUCGCUCGGUGACCUCGGCGACCUCGGCGAUUCAAGCAUGGGGAACUCCGCGGGAGCUCUACAACCGGACCACGAUGCACAACCGUGUGAUGAUGCCUCACCGACUCCAUGA
Molecule: messenger RNA, 342 nt
Organism: Plasmopara halstedii
Lineage: Eukaryota; Oomycota; Peronosporomycetes; Peronosporales; Peronosporaceae
Exons: 1
Coding region: 1-342 (113 amino acids)
Source: RefSeq, a predicted model, not a curated record